CAGGAUGCGAAAGCCGUGGUCCAGAGGGAGUGCUCAUAUACAGAUUGGCUACGGUGCUCUCUGAUCCUUAAUCCCGCCUGCUCUGAACCUCAUAAACUGAAGACACAUCCCUGAACCUAGGGUGUGGUUCUUCAGAAUUUUUGGGUUAAGGAGGGGGAGUAACUGAGCUGGGGGAGCGGGUGGAGCACGGUGUUCUCAUGAGUCCAGUUGGCCUGGGUCUCAAGCCAUGGCGCCCAAGAAGAAGCGCGGACAAAACGCUGGGCGCAAGCAGGCGGGCCAAAGUGGGGAGCCACAGCUCUCGGAGCGCGGGCAGUACUUACAGCGCGAGUAUGCGAUGCUCUCGGAGAGCCUGGCGGUCUGUGAGCAGCGGAUAGACGAGGUGCUGCAGAGCAAUGCGUUCCUGAACAGCGAGGCGCAGCGCUUAAAGGAAGAAAACCGGCUUUUUGUCGGUUAUGUGAGCGCGCACGCUCUGCGCUGCGCCAACGCCAUCGUGCGCCUCGAGGACCAGAACCGCACAGACCUGGCGCAGAUCCGGUGGCAGCGAGCGGAGCUGGCGUCGUUUUACCACGGCCGCGAGGACGGGGUGCGUGCACAGCUGCAGGAAAUGAAGAAGCGCGCAGAAAACAUGACACAGCAGGUGCAGGAGCUGCAGCCCUACAAGGCCAGUGCGCGCGCCCCCGCGGACCGGGCAGGGUCGAGAGGGGUGGGCACGCUCCCUACCGGUGCUCUGAUCGGCACCCACCGCCCCACCUCACCCCAUGUAGGAGUUGCAGCUGGAGCAGCUGGCACGAAUCCGGACCCUGGAGCGUGAGCUGCUGCAUAUGCGCGUGGAGCACACGCAGCUCCUCCACCAGGUGAAGCAACGCUUCCUGGAUGAUAAGUCUGCUUUCGAGCGGGAGGCACGCCUGCACGUGCAGUCCCUGACACGUCGCGCAGAGCGGGAGGCAGCGCUUUCCCUUAUUUCCCACGCACAGGCCCUCAAGGCAGACAAUGGGCGUCUCCGACAAGAACUCAUGAGGCUUCUCCAGAGGGCCCAGUUACUGCAGAACAUGCGCCAGCAGCUGCUGGAGCAGCGGGAGCAGCUGCGCCGGGAGCACGUGGACAUGCAGAACCUGGAGCACAUGCACGGCUGGUUGCACAGGGGUCCCGGAGGGCCACCACUCUGGCAGCCACCCCAAAGCCACCAACCUAACUUGCGCAUCGGGUCAUUUGUCACCGCGCUGGACUCAACACAACACAUGUUAAGAGCCCAGGCUGCACCCCAAUCAUUUUCGUCCUCCCGGGUUCCAUCGGUGGAUCAGUCGCACCGAGCCUCCAGGAGUCCAUCCGUACUGUCCAGUGAGUCUUUCCCGGGCCGGUCUCUUAAGGCUGGGUCUGUGAUUGCUCCCCGGAGUUCAUCCGGUCUAAGAUCUCGAGUCUCAUCUCUGACUCCAUCACGCAGGGGCUCGCGGAUCUCAUCCGUGACCCCGUCACGCAAGGGCUCCACAGUUCCAUCCAUGACCUCAGGUCCCUUGCGGCCACGGGAGGACUCUCGACUCUCUCCGCAGCCCUCCUUGCGUGAGAUGUCUUCAGAAACUGACACACCUGCAAAAUCCAGCUCCAAGCUUUUUUCAGGGCUGUCGGAAGAUCACUUCCCUCUCAGCCCACAAUUGGAAGAGACAGAAAACACUGUGGACAACACACAAACUGUCUUGGAGCAAGCCUGAACAUACACGAGGGGGCAGGCCAAUAGGUCAUGGAGUGGGGAGACAUACCUUGGAAGAUUUCUUGGUGCAUAAAUAUGUUAAUAAAAGUGUAAAAUGAA
Molecule: messenger RNA, 1804 nt
Organism: Rattus norvegicus (Norway rat)
Lineage: Eukaryota; Metazoa; Chordata; Mammalia; Rodentia; Muridae
Gene: Ccdc166
Product: coiled-coil domain containing 166
Exons: 1
Coding region: 227-811 (194 amino acids)
Source: RefSeq, marked validated